GAUCCCCUCUGCUUCCCUUCAUGGACCGACCCACUCCCUUGAGGCGGCGUAGUUUUAAGAUCAAGACCAAAUUCGGUGCCGCUAGGCAAUGGAGAAGUCGGAAGAAUCGCCCUUGUGACGCGUGCAGACGGCGAAAGACCGCGUGUAUUAUUGAGACUGCUCCUCCAUGCCGGUUCUGUCGAUCUAAGGGACAAGCGUGCAAGUCAACCGAGGACGCGCUCAGUCAGCGGCGAAGCUCGCGAGAGGUCGCUCCUUCUACCGAUGUAACAAGCAGCAGCGUUGUCGACACUAAUUAUACCAGCAUUCCAUCGAUUCUAUCACCUGAGCUACGACCAAACUCGCUCUCCGCAGGGCAGUCGGCUUCGCCGAGUAAUUGGAUCGAACCGGCCUCUCAGACUUCACCGUACGUCCUUACAUCGCCGCUGAGCGAGAAUGGACCAACGAUUGACACUCUUGAAGACAACGAAAAUCGAACGGCGCAUUCUCUCGGCCUUGCUGGAGAGCAAGAUACAGAUUUGCUGGCUUCUUUUCGAUCAGUAAUCACGAAUGAGAGGGAUGGUAUCAGUGCCGAUGUCAUCCAGGUUAGCUCGGGUGACCUUGACGCAACUGCGUUCCCGGUCCAUUUCAAUCUACUCAUGGACGAAUUUCAGCCAGCGGACGAUCUUGCGAAGCAGAGGAUAUCCGAGAAGAUUGAAGCCAUGGUUUCUCCGCACGCUGCAACGUUAGUUCGCUUGUUCUUCAAGCACGUUCAUCCCGUCUACUGCGUGGUUUCGAAAGUGCGGUUUCUCAGGGCCUACGCGGAAGAUAGUCUGAAGAUCCCAGCUUCGCUCCGUGGAGCUGUAUACGGGCUUGGGUCGAUGUUCUGGCAGCACGACCCCGACGUGGAGGGUACUCUGCAAUUCGACCUGCACGAUCUGUUCGAAGCGGCGCAGUCAUCCUUGCAGCGCGAGCUGCAUGCGCCGAAUCUAUGGGGUAUACAGGCGUGUCUGCUCCUCCUUCAUGAACGGCCAGCAGAUAAUGCGACCAUCGAAACACCGCGGACCUGGGUUUUCAGUUCCCGAACUGUUGCCUGUGCGCAAAUGAUCGGACUGCAUCGUGACUCGACGACGUGGCACCUUGUCCCAGGGGAGCAGAAGCUGCGGAAGAAAUUGUGGUGGGCUACUUACAUGAGCGACAUCUGGUCCUCCGUUUGUCAUGGCAAUCCACCGCUUGUGUACCCACGAUCUUUUACAACCACGCUGCCGGAAAUAGACGAUCUCGCUUUUGACGAAGAUGUACCGGCUGACUUCCAAGACAUGGUCGAUAUUUCUAGUCAAGCGGUCGAUAUAUCCACGAGCGCACGAUUUUUGGAGAUGGUCAAACUCAGUCGAAUUCUGCAUGAGCUGAUUGAUUCGUACUACCUUGAUUUGAGUUACCAGCAGACAAUUACCCAAACCCAAGCCCGGGAGGCCAAGCUUCUCAGUAUCAGACGUGAGCUUGAAACCUGGUUAUCGAUGGCCCCCAACUGCGUUACGAUGGCAUAUAUUGGCGCUGCUGAUUUUCGAAACAACGCUUAUUCCAUAGCGCCGCUCACUCUCGCCUACUACGCGGUCCAAGCCCUCCUCUUCCGCGCAUUGAUGAGUCCUGCCCGGAUGUCCGCCAAGUCCGACCCAACUUCGUCUCUGUGUCGUUAUUUCGACCUGGCGGCAAGCGAGUUUCGCAAAUUCACGCUUUUCAUGAACAGCAUUACCUCAGCAUGCUUACAUGCUUUUUGGGGCGGACGUAGGUUUCCCUUCGCCAUAUCGAAUGAUGCUGACUGGCCAGAUGCUCGAUCUCAGCUUACCCUUUGCGGAAACUUCUUGAUCUACCUGUUUUUAUUGGCGCCCAGUCCACAUCAAGUCCACUCAGCAUUCGAGCUCCUUAGCAGCUUCCACGAAUCGCUUCAACGGUUACGAGGGUGGGCUGAUGAUGAUGCCUCUCUUGCGCUGUUACGACCAGUUGCGCUGCGAAUUGACUCUUUCUUUUUGCACGCCGCGCGAAUCAUGAGAAGUGGGAUGGGCGGGACGUAG
Aspergillus nidulans FGSC A4 is the source of this 2048-nucleotide messenger RNA. RefSeq names its product Zn(II)2Cys6 transcription factor. The coding region runs from base 21 to 2048 and encodes 675 amino acids. NCBI's taxonomy places the organism in Eukaryota, Fungi, Ascomycota, Eurotiomycetes, Eurotiales, Aspergillaceae. Gene Ontology annotation, biological process: regulation of transcription by RNA polymerase II; DNA-templated transcription; regulation of DNA-templated transcription. The transcript is spliced from 4 exons. Gene Ontology annotation, molecular function: DNA-binding transcription factor activity, RNA polymerase II-specific; DNA binding; zinc ion binding. The record is from RefSeq and is a predicted model, not a curated record.